UUCACUUCAGAUAAACACAGGAAUGCUAUGCAUGUAUCGCGUGAUUAUAAAAUGUUAGGAUUCAACUCAAUGCCGGAUGUUUAACGGAAAUAACACGACGGACGGUUGGGUUUUGGAGAAGAACUGCCGGCCCGAGUGGCCGCGGUGGACAUGUCUCACUGCAAACGUGUGUGGGCUCUGCAGCACCGCUAUAUGGUUUAUCGUCCUGUUACCGCAAGUGUGGAAAAACUUCCGGCGCCGAUCCGUUCGCGGUCUCAGCGUGCUAUGGGCUUCUGCAAACUUCACCGCGUCGUUGAUCAAUCUUUUCUUUGUGUUUCUCUACGUUAAAGUUCCGCUGUACUCCCAAAUUAGCGCUGUCUACUCACCAGUGCUGGAGCUCGCUUUGCUCGUGCAGUUCUUGUUGUACGGAACACAAAGCCGGAAGGAGAAGGUCAUAUUUGCAGCGGGUUGCCUCCUGCUCUGGGGAGCCGUUGUCACCAUAGAGAUCGUUUUCCACCUUGAAGAUUUUGUGGAGUACGCGGCCAUCACUUUAUGGAGUAUCGAGACCUUUCCACAGGUGAUUCUGAAUAUGAGGCUACAGUCAACCAGUGGACAGGCAACCAGCUCCGUUGCCAUAGCGAUGGUUGGCAAGACAACAGACUUCCUAGCAACAAAUGGUCUCGUGAUGCCGCUUCAGUACGUCAUUAUGCGCUACUUCUCAACAAGCGUCGCUUACGUUAACGGUAUCCAAGUCGCAUAUUACUAUGGCAACGACUUUGUCGAACAGGACCGGAAGUUAAAAUCAGAGAAUGGAAUCGACUCCUUAAAAGCAAGAUAUGUAAAUGAAAUGCCGAAUACAGAAAUGAAAAUGGCAAAGGAAGUGAAAAACGUUUUGGACAGAACUGACAAAUUAAGAUGCAAUACAUUUGAGAAUUGUGCUCGAGUCACUUGUAUUUGUAUUUUUGUUGUUUUGCUUGCCGGCUGUGUUGUUGGAUUUUGUCUCAACCUGGAUUCAUUUUAUGGAUUGUUUGGACCAAUUUUCAUUUGCUCCGUCCUUCUUGCUGCAAAGUGUUACAUUUUUCAUUGUAAUAGCAAGUCUUAUGAAGUACGAAAUCUUUUAAACUAAACGAUAUCUAUGAUUUAUAAAAAUGCGUGUGAACACAAAAUUGAAGACACUUUUAAUUACCACAAGAAGUUUUAUGCUUUGUAGUGGUCAACUGUCAUUGUUAUUUUUUUUAACCAAAAUGAUUUUAACAUUUGAAAUGUAUAAAAUGUAAAAAAAAACAUAAAUGACAAAAUGUGAUAAAUGUGAUAAAUGUGAUAAAUGUGAUAAAUGUGA
Molecule: messenger RNA, 1318 nt
Organism: Mya arenaria
Lineage: Eukaryota; Metazoa; Mollusca; Bivalvia; Myida; Myidae
Exons: 2
Coding region: 77-1105 (342 amino acids)
Source: RefSeq, a predicted model, not a curated record